AUGUUCCCUGACAACUGGGCUACUCUUCCGCUCAGUUUUGGUCUUAUUAUGUCCCCUUGGGGAGCACACUCGUGCUUCCCGUGUAUCUAUCGUGACAUGCGGCAUCCUCAUAAGUACGGCAAGAGCCUUUGGGCGACAUAUAUAUUCACAUAUUCAUUGGAUUGCGCAAUGGCUAUCGUGGGAUGGUUGAUGUUCGGCGAUGGUGUCUUAGAUGAAAUCACAGCCAACGUGCUGCUGACGACUGAAUAUCCCCAGGCCCUGUCUAUCUGUGUGAUAGUAUUGAUUGCAAUCAUUCCGAUCACCAAAGUGCCCUUAAACUGCCGGCCUCUAGUCGCCACUGUUGAAGUUCUUUGUGGACCCGAACCGCGCCACAACACGAUGUCUGAUCAUCAUGAAGGGCUGACAGAAACCCUUCGCCGAUCACUCCAAGCCACCAUACGCAUCUUUGUGGUGGUUGUAAUUGUUGUGAUGGCUAUCGUAUUCCCAUCCUUCGACAAAAUCAUGGCCUUGAUGGGGUCCGCGUUAUGUUUCACAAUUUGCAUCAUACUGCCUCUCGCAUUCUACCUGAAAAUUUUUGGUAAGGAGAUCGGGAUGGGCGAACGCAUACUGGACUGGUUUCUCCUUGUCACGUCAUCCGUCAUGGCGAUCAUUGGAACUGCGUGGGCUGUUUUGCCACAAGGCAUGAUUUUUGCAAAUUGA
Molecule: messenger RNA, 699 nt
Organism: Aspergillus viridinutans
Lineage: Eukaryota; Fungi; Ascomycota; Eurotiomycetes; Eurotiales; Aspergillaceae
Exons: 4
Coding region: 1-699 (232 amino acids)
Source: RefSeq, a predicted model, not a curated record